AUUGCAGUAUCUAGAGACAGCAGAAAUACAGCGUGGGUAUCCUUUGAUGGAAGAAAAAGACAAGAGCUUUUACACGGGGAUAGUCUCAGAGUCACCACCUCCAUAUAUCCUGUUCCCUCAAUCUGUGCAGAGGACCAGAUUGCUGACUGGUUUGCAUCUCUAGAUGAAUGUCUUCGCUGGAAUGACCGCAAGCGCCAAAAGCACUUUGAUGAUCCAGAUGACCUAUCCCCCCCAGACCUCACUCCAGACCUAACCCAUUCCUCAAGCUCAGACACUCUGGACUCACUUAGUGAGAGAAACGAAGGCUUUGAUAAUUAGGCUGGUCCAGUGUGGAAGGGAUCAUGAACAGAAGAUGCACAUAGCAAAAGUGAAUAUGAAAAAAUGACUUUUUGGGCAGUGCAUGGACUGUGUUUCUCUGACUGAUAUAGUGUACAUUCAUGUCAAAUGCUCAUUCCUCCAAGUGCUGUAUUAUUCUAAAAAAAAAAUGUUUGCACAGUUUUUAACAUAUUUCAUCCAUGUGGUCUCAUAUGCUGUAUCAUCACAUAAACUGUUAUUUUGUCUUGACAUUCUUUUUGAUAUGUGAGGAUGGUUAUCAUUUGCCAAGGGUCUCAUCAGCAGUUGUCAUUUCACAAAAAAAGAAGAUUUACAUUUGAUGAUGAAAUUUCAUUAGUGCCUGCAGUUAAUGAGCUAGCUUUUGUUAACUAGGUCUUAUGUUACAUGUCUUUUAUAAUGUAUAUUUGUUUAAUAAUUUAUUUAUUAAAGUUUAAAAAGAGUCAUCAAAAUCCAAAUAAGAUGAAUAUGUUGUUGACACAUAUUUUAUUUUUCUAAGUCUGUUAUCAUGUAUCUUAGGUGUGAACACAUGGAUUUACAUGAGAAUUUUUUUCAAUGAAAGAAAAAAAAGUCAUGUAAUCUUUAAAUUUUCAAAGUAACAUAUUGGGUUAACUAGCCAAGAAUAACUUGUUGUACUUUGAUUUACAUCCAUAUCUUUUGUAGGAAGCAAAAUAAUUUGUCAGUUACGUGAGUGUUAAGUUUUCAAUAAACAUAAUGUUGAGUUACCAUCAGUACUGUCAAAUUCAGGAGGUUUAUAGCAAAAAUUCCUUAGAGAAGUGUAUCUGUCGUAUCAAAACUUGUGUAAUUUGGUUUUUGUAUACCGAAUUCCAAAUUCCUUUUAAGAUCAGUUUAUUGGGAAUAUUUUUUUCCACUUUCCUUUUUUUUUCUUUUUAACUCCUAAGGAGGUCAUGCAACAAGUUGGUGCUUCAGACAUCAAUUGUGAGAUGUAAUAUAUACUUUAUAGGUUUGGAGUACAAUAAUGAUAUGCCAAACUGUUAUCUAGCAUAUCAUUAAUUCUUUCUCAUUACCCUCUAAUAAGUAGUUCUUGUAUAUGCAAAUUGAUAACUGGAAUGGGUGAUUAUGUUCUCACCUCAGAAGGUACUAGAUUUUGAUCAGGUAUAGGUAAUGAAUGCAUUAGGAUGCACAAGUUAAAACUGGUCCCUAGUAAAAGUUGUUUGGAUGUCCACUCUUGGGUUUUAAGGGCUUUAUAUAAAACAUGUAUGAGAUUCAGAGAAUUGGUAAGGUAAUGUGAACAGAAAUUAUACAGGUUUUAAAAGAAAUGAUUAUACAUCUGUUCAUGUUUUGUGUUUGCAAACUUCACAAAAUUCCUUGAGGCGGUUGAUUGGACACAUUAGUUAUCUCAGCAAAGUUAGAAGGCUCCAGUGGACAGCAAAUUAUAUUUAUGUUCAAAUCUGUUCAAUUUAUGCAAUAUACAAUCCAUGGCAGUGUCCGUGGUCUGAUAAAACACAAGACACUAUCAUGAAUCCUUCCACAUGUAAGUGCUGCCUUGAGCAGAAACACAAAGGAGUUCUGUUUGGUAUAGUGGGUAAGUCAUCACUGUUCUCUCAAAGUGUAGCUCAGGUUUAUAAUUGCCAUUUGUCUGUUUCAUAUUAAGGAAUUAAUGAGCAUUGUAUUGUGGAACGUCACUUAAGUGUAUGUUGCAAUUUUGGAUAAUUUAACAGUAGUAUCAGGAAGUAUUUUUUAUUAGUUUUCAUCAUCACCACAAAAACUUAGGCCUUAGUGAUACAUGGAUAAUAUAUCA
Molecule: messenger RNA, 2092 nt
Organism: Penaeus vannamei (Pacific white shrimp)
Lineage: Eukaryota; Metazoa; Arthropoda; Malacostraca; Decapoda; Penaeidae
Source: RefSeq, a predicted model, not a curated record